CUGUAUGUUGGCAAUAUCCCCUAUACCUUCCGUGAACAAGAAGUGGAGGACAUGUUCAAGAAGUUUGGCACUAUUGUCAAGGUCACUGUGGUUAUGGAUCAGUAUACUGGUCGUAAUAAAGGAUUUGCAUUUGUUGAAUUUGAUGAUCGCAAGAACGCAGAGGAGGCAUUAGAGAACUAUAAUGGGUUUGAUGUCGAGGGCAGACGAUUGAAGUUGGAC
Molecule: messenger RNA, 219 nt
Organism: Lobosporangium transversale
Lineage: Eukaryota; Fungi; Mortierellomycota; Mortierellomycetes; Mortierellales; Mortierellaceae
Exons: 2
Molecular function (GO): RNA binding
Source: RefSeq, a predicted model, not a curated record